AUGCUAAUUUACAAUGAGCAACCAACAGAAAAUAAAAUCUCCAUUUCGUCGCUAAUAGAACAACAUGGAAGUGCCGGAAAUUUGCGACCGUCAGCUGUGGCAAGAGUGGGACAGGCUGUCAACUUGGCUGUGGAACGAUUCGUGACAGUGGGAGAAACAAUUGCAGAUGAUUAUCCAGAAGUUAGGCAGGGAAUGUAUGAAGCGUGUAAGGAAGCGCGUCAGGCGGGUUCAGCAAUCGAGCAUAUCUGUGAAGUACAUGACGAGGAAGUCUCUCCCGAUAGGACCACAUUAGUUAGAGCUGCACGAUGUCUACUGGGUGCUAUUACUAGAGUUUUACUUUUGGCUGACAUCGUAGUUGUGAAACAACUUCUGUUUGCCAAAGAUAAGGUGUCACACAGUUUAGACCGAUUAGAAUCCGUGAGCAACUUCACAGAAUUUGUCAAAGCGUUUAGUCAGUUUGGUGCUGAAAUGGUUGAAUUAGCGCAUUUAACGGGUGAUAGACAGAACGACCUCAAAGACGAAAGGAGAAGAGCCCAAAUGGCUGCUGCUAGACAAGUAUUAGAAAGAUCGACGAUGAUGUUGCUAACUUCUAGUAAAACAAGCUUGAGGCAUCCAGAAUGUACAUCUGCAAGAGAAAAUCGUGAUACCGUAUUCUGCCAAAUGAGAAGAGCCAUGGACCUUAUUCAUUAUGUAGUGAAAGACGGUGUCUUAAAUAGUGCCGAUUCAAGUGUUCAAUCAGUUCAUAGAGAGGGACUAUGUGAAAGUGACAGAGGAACGGCAUAUGCCUGUAUACAGCAUUUGCAAUAUAUCCUCGAACAUAGUAAAAUCUCUAUGGACCCUUCCUGUCAAGAGACACUUCCGACUGCUUUAGAGGCUGUCUUAGAAAGAACUCAGGACUUCACUGACAGUGCCUAUACUAGCCAUGAACAUAGAGAAGCCAUUUUAGAAUGUAGUGAAAGAAUUAAAACUGAACUGGAUCAUCUUCUAGGUCUUUAUGCAAAUGUAGGAUGUUUCGAGGAUGUAUCAAACUGUCCAGAGCUAGACAAUUCGGUGCAAGUAUGUAUCAACUCUUCGAGGGAUUUAUCAAGACAUUUAGCGAACGCUGCUAUAUAUCAGGCUCAGGACUUAAGCAGUGUAACGAAACAGGGACUGGAAUUAGUUGGUGGGAUUAGGCAACACGCAACCAUGUCGGAAAUCGAUAGACUGCAUCAUACCUCAAAUGCCUUUCAUGAUUCCAUUGACCAUAUUUUAGAGGUCUGCAAACUACUUCGAAACGUGGCCAUUUCCGACACGCUUCAAGUGUCUGCAAAAUUUACGGAAAUAAAUUUACGUGUUUACGGUCCUCAAGUGAUAACGGCAGCAAAGUGCUUGGCUGCUGUUCCCAGCAGCAAAAUUGCUCAAGAGAAUCUUGAAGUUUUUGCUGAUAUGUAUCAGUGGCUUAUCUCGGACGUGACGACAAUGGUGAAAGAUGUCAUUGACGCCACGCAAUCGAGACCGGAGAAACAAGUCUAUAUGUCUCUGCCAAGACCAGGGAAACAUGGUACUACCUCAAAACCUUUAAAAGCUGUUCGACUGGACGUAGCAGAGCAAGAGAAAAUUGCCAAAACCGGCCUCGAGAUGAAAUUAGCAACUACAGAAAUGGACGCUGAGACUGACAAGUGGCAAGAAAAUAAUAGUACUGCACAGUUAGAGGAAAACAAUGACAUUGUGAAGAGGGCGAAAAAUAUGUCAGCCAUGGCCUUUUCUAUGUACCAGUUUACAAAAGGUGAAGGAGAAUUAAAAACCACCCAGGAUUUGUUUACACAAGCUGAAUAUUUUGCUGAAGAGGCCAACAGGCUGUACAAAGUCAUAAGGCAGUUUAGUUAUCAGGUUCCUUGUGGUGCCAACAAGAAGGACCUUCUUGCUCACUUAGAUAAAGUACCAACUUUUGUCCAACGAUUGCAAUUCACCGUUAAGGACCAUACAGUAGGAAAAGCUGCUACUUUUACUAAAGUCGAUAAUGUGAUACAAGAAACUAAAAAUCUUAUGAACGUCAUUUCAAAGGUUGUUACUACUUGUUUCGAGUGCGCCACCAAAUUCUCUAUAGCGUUACCACAAAGAAUUAGAAUUCCAUGCGCAACCUUAGAUGAUAGACCGCUACCAGAGAAAUUCAGUCCACAAACCCUUCGUAGAAUAAUCAAAUUGCAAAGUUCAACUCUGCCAAGAUAGC
This is a messenger RNA of Diabrotica virgifera virgifera (western corn rootworm), 2209 nucleotides long. Its product is annotated as alpha-catulin. Gene Ontology annotation, molecular function: cadherin binding; actin filament binding. Lineage: Eukaryota; Metazoa; Arthropoda; Insecta; Coleoptera; Chrysomelidae. The transcript is spliced from 12 exons. The coding region runs from base 1 to 2208 and encodes 735 amino acids. The record is from RefSeq and is a predicted model, not a curated record. Gene Ontology annotation, biological process: Rho protein signal transduction; cell adhesion.